Molecule: messenger RNA, 471 nt
Organism: Protopolystoma xenopodis
Lineage: Eukaryota; Metazoa; Platyhelminthes; Monogenea; Polystomatidea; Polystomatidae
Source: the annotation of a GenBank genome assembly
UGUCAGUUGCCACGGCCGCCGGUUUCGAUUGGCUGUACUACCACUCGACCUAGUGACCCGACUCGCUAUAGUCCGUCUCUGGGCAGGACUGAGGUUUCGACCUGGCGUCGGCAUCUCAUCCGCCUUCACGGAAUCAUUGAAAUCGUGACCAGUCGAGCCAUUUUGGGAUUCACGAAAAAUGGGAAUUCAAUACAAAAAUUAAGGCUUCUUUCAAUGCCUCGGCAUCGUGAAUGCGUCAGUCAGUAUGCCCAGCCGGGCCGGCCAUUCCGAAAGACCGACACAGGGACACAAAGUCCAGGAUGGUUGGAGACAGAUCGAGUUAACAGCUCAGACUCAAUUGCCCUCGCCGUAGACGAGGCAUACUGCCGAGAUCAAUAUAGAACAAUUCUCUUCAUCGUCUCCUGGAGACUUGUGGGUGUGUUUUCGUGCUUUUCAGUCUUCCCUCUUUCUGGUCGUGAACUGUUGACGUGA